AUGGCUGUAAUGCUCUUAUUACAAUAUAUAACUAUUCCGGACAUCUCUGCGUCUUACGCAGUACAAUGCAAUCAACAUUUCCCAAAUAUAGAACAAUCAACGCUGUACGAUUUUGUGAUGUUGUCCGAUGCGGCAAACAAGUGGAUGAAGUUCGUUGCUUUUGUUGCCACAGACCACAAACCCAUAGGAAUUGGAAAAACGUAUAAAGUUGCAAUAGGUGCACAAACAUUUUCAUUCGUUACCGUCGAACAUCAGCAAGGGCACUAUCUUAUUCUGCAAAAUAUAAAUAAAAACGACAUACUAAAUCUGCGUGUUGAGAUUCGCUUCACCACCGGCUUUUGUGUGCCGGUGCAAUUUGAAGAAAAUUUGGAUUUAUCUUCAUCCUAUCCAUUUUCCACAGCAGAAUCGAGUGCAGCUGUGGAAAAAUACGGAACAAAUGCAAGCGAAAUGGAAGGUACAUUUAACAACACUGUAUCGGAAGUGCAAUACGAGCGCCAACCGGGUGACCUGUUUUCAGCUGGGAAAUGCGGGAGUCAAUUAAGCUUCAAACUAUUUUUUCUAAAUAACUCGCUGUUAUUUCAGGUGAUUACCAAGCUAUCUUUAGCGCGCCCUUUAUGGAAUGUGAAUUUUACUAUAAGCUUUGAUCUGUUUCCCUCGCAGAAUACCAUCGGGAUUAUGUUUCGGUCCUUUUCGAGUCUGCGUCUGGAGCAUUCCUUGACGAAUCUGGCACAUAUUUUUCGCCAUGCGGAAGGAUAG
This is a messenger RNA of Anopheles marshallii, 756 nucleotides long. RefSeq lists its product as uncharacterized. The transcript has 3 exons. The record is from RefSeq and is a predicted model, not a curated record. NCBI's taxonomy places the organism in Eukaryota, Metazoa, Arthropoda, Insecta, Diptera, Culicidae. Bases 1 to 756 code for a protein of 251 amino acids.